AAAUUGUUAAAAUGUUAAUGACAUUUCUAAAAUUCUUAUCACUAAUAAUUUUAUGAUCAAUCAAAAUAGUCCCAAUAUAAUGCAUCUACCUAUCUUUCAAUCUAGUUAAAUCACAUUUUUUCCUUUAAAAGCUGUUUCACUUCUUUCUUUCCACAGCUACUUAGCUGUGAUCGUGCUAUGACCCCUGAUACCAAAAUGACAGAUUAAUCAUGGUUGCCUUUUAUAUUAUAUGAAAUUUGCUAGGAGGUUGGAGCACUUAAUAAACUGUGUUCCUCAUGUGUUGACUCCUAAGAUUGACAUGGCAAAAAAUUCUUAGAGUGUCAUUUUAAUCAACAUAAAUGGGUCAGGUUGCAUCGCGGAUCUUCCGUUAUAGUUUUAUCUGCAGUGUUGUGCAGUUUGCACCUUUGCACAUUGUGACAAGCGUUGGUUUCAGAAUGACUCCAUAACAAAAUUUUGCAAAACAACUGAAAUUUUUUAGGCUGUUUGCCUGUUACAAUUUACAUAAAAGAGUCGAAUAGUAUAUAUUUAUCAACGUUGAUAUGUCAACAAAAUUAUUAACAUGAAAUAUUGAUUUGGCAUUGGGAAUCAAAUUCAGUGUGGACUUCUCUCUCUCUAACCUCAUCUGCUAUUUUUUUUAAAUAAAAAAUAUAAGAUGUAUAUUGACAAGGUAUCAAAUCAGGGGUACCGCUCAUGUACAAAAAAUUUACAAAAUUGUUAAAAUGUUAAUUACGUUUUUAAAACUUUUAUCACUAAUAAUUUCAUGAUCAAUCAAAAUAGUCCCAACAUAAUGCAUACACCUAUCAUUCAUUCUAGUUAAAUCACAUUUUUUUUCCCUCAAAAGCUCUUUUAUUUAUUUUUUUCCACAAAACCUAAAAGACAGUCAGUUGGAUUAAGUUAGCUAUUUUCCUUUUAAUAUGUAGACCUUACCAAGCCAACCCUUCCUCACAAACCGUACCCACCAUAACCAAUUUGAUUCCCAGCAAACCAUAAAUCAUACUCCAAAGAUCAUACGUUGUUGGACACCAUAAGAGAAGAUGAUUGCAAGAUUCCUCAUCCUGUAGGCAGAGAUGACAGCCAUUCUAAAAUCAGGCCCCUUAGCUUUAAUUUAUCAAGAGUGAGUAUCUUUCCCCAACAAGCUUCCCAAGCAAAAAAAGCAACACGCGAGGGAACCUUUGUUUUUCAAAUUUGCUUCCAGGGAAAAUUGUUGAAACCCCCAGUAGCCUCAUUUUCUAGAAACAGAUAGUAUCAGGGGACAGAAAAAAUCAUCUGCUAGUAAAGCAGUGAUGACGAUCAUUUGUUUCUAUUUUAAUAAUGUUAGGGUCUAAUUCCGUUGGUAUUCAUAUGGUUGACACAGGUGCAAAGCAUCUUAUUCAAGUUGGUCUUGGUGAUGAUGACCAAUGCAUUGAGGAUGAUUUCUCUGCAUGGAAAGAAUUGCUAUGGCCUGAGUUAGACAAGAUACUCCGAGAUGAGGAUGAUGCAAACACUGUAUCCACGCCGUAUACAGCUGCUAUUCCUGAAUAUCGAUUGGUCAUUCAUGAUCCUGCUACCGUAUCAUGUGAGGAUACUUCCUCAAGCAUGCCAAAUGGGAAUGCUUCUUUUGAUAUUCAUCACCCAUGCCGAGUAAAUGUUGCCAUUCAAAGAGAGCUUCACAAACCUGAAUCUAAUAGGUCCUGCAUACAUUUGGAAUUUGACAUAUCAGGGACUGGUAUUACAUAUGAAACAGGAGACCAUGUGGGUGUUUAUGCUGAGAAUUAUUCUGAAACUGUUGAAGAAGCAGGGAGAUUGUUGGGUCAACCUCUAGACCUGGUGUUCUCUGUACAUACAGACAAUGAAGAUGGCACACCCCGUGGAUGUUCAUUGCCCCCACAUUUCCCUGGUCCCUGCACACUUCGUACUGCAUUAGCACGAUAUGCAGAUCUCUUGAACCCUCCUCGGAAGGCUGCUUUGAUUGCUUUGGCUGCACAUGCCACCGAGCCGAGUGAAGCAGAAAGACUCAAGUUUUUAGCUUCACCUCAGGGGAAGGAAGAGUACUCACAAUGGAUUGUUGCAAGUCAGAGGAGUCUUCUUGAGGUGAUGGCUGAGUUCCCAUCAGCAAAACCUCCGCUUGGUGUGUUUUUUGCAGCAAUUGCCCCUCACUUACAACCUCGUUAUUACUCGAUUUCAUCCUCGCCAAGAUUUGCUCCCUACAGAGUUCAUGUAACCUGUGCAGUGGUUUAUGGUCCAACUCCAUCUGGUAGAAUCCAUAGAGGUGUUUGUUCAACCUGGAUGAAGAAUGCUGUGCCUCUGGAGAGCUCAGCUCCAAUUUUUAUCAGGCCAUCAAGUUUCAAGUUACCAACCAAUCCUUCAAUUCCGAUAGUUAUGGUGGGGCCUGGAACUGGCUUGGCACCUUUUAGAGGGUUUCUACAGGAAAGAAUGGCCCUGAAAGAAGUCGGUGCUCAACUCGGUCCCGCUUUACUCUUCUUUGGAUGUAGAAAUCGGCGAAUGGAUUUCAUUUAUGAGGAUGAGCUCAAUAAAUUUGUGGAGCAAGGUGUGAUCUCUGAGCUAAUUGUUGCAUUCUCUCGAGAGGGACCACAAAAGGAGUAUGUUCAACAUAAGAUGAUUGAUAAAGCAGCAUAUAUGUGGAGCCUAAUUUCCAAGGAAGGAUAUCUUUAUGUGUGUGGGGAUGCCAAGGGCAUGGCAAGGGAUGUUCAUCGCACCUUGCACAACAUUGUUCAGGAGCAGGAAAAUGUAGACUCUUCAAAAGCAGAGUCUAUCGUCAAGAAACUUCAAAUGGAGGGAUGGUAUCUCAGAGAUGUCUGGUGAUAGUUCCUGAAUAUCAUUUUCUUCUAAGGUUCUCUACAACACCCUAGCCAUAUUACUGCAAUGGGUUCCACCAAGUCUUUUUUGCUUAAGCUUCUUUUAGUGGUCAUUGCAGCCGUUCCACAGGACGGAGCAGAUUGAAAUGGCAAUGUUGGAAGCUGAAUUUGGUUUCCUUCCAAAGAGUAACAUGAUUUAUUAGAUGUUUUUUUUCUUUUUAAUUUAAAGUAGGUGGAUAAUUUGUUUUUUUACACUUUAUUUUAGUAAUUGAACCAUCGAGUAGGGAACAGCGCGGUAGGUCAAAAGCAUAUACUAGCAGAUGACUUUGUUAUUCUGUACAGUCAUUCCAUGAUUCUCUGUCUCUCUCUCUCUAUCUCUUUCUCCUCCCUGUUCAAGGAUGGUCUUUAGUGUUGUUAAUGGUGAUAAUGAAGAGGGAGUUGGAUUAUGGUCUUAGUCAGAUAAAGAAAAUAUUUUGAGGCUGUUUUAGAUUUUUUUUUUUUUUUUUUCUUUUUAGUUGAGCCUUAAGUUGGUUUUUAGGGUAUGCUUCUGACAAUUGAGUUUUACUUAUGUAGGAUUCAUUUGGAAAUUUAUACAUAGUUCAACAA
Carica papaya (papaya) is the source of this 3401-nucleotide messenger RNA. NCBI's taxonomy places the organism in Eukaryota, Viridiplantae, Streptophyta, Magnoliopsida, Brassicales, Caricaceae. The record is from RefSeq and is a predicted model, not a curated record.